Oncorhynchus tshawytscha (Chinook salmon) is the source of this 3279-nucleotide messenger RNA. Its product is annotated as fibrous sheath CABYR-binding protein. The record is from RefSeq and is a predicted model, not a curated record. The transcript has 10 exons. The coding region runs from base 207 to 1031 and encodes 274 amino acids. Gene Ontology annotation, biological process: T cell extravasation; positive regulation of neutrophil extravasation; homotypic cell-cell adhesion. NCBI's taxonomy places the organism in Eukaryota, Metazoa, Chordata, Actinopteri, Salmoniformes, Salmonidae.
AAAAGAAGGUGUAAGAAGAUUGCUGCAGCAGAGGAGGCAACAUGAAACUAUAAUCACAUCACACACAUAGCCAAGAAACUAUAAUCAGAUCACACACAUACCCAGUCUACAUUACCAGAAACAUAAUCAUUACUACUUGUAUUAUUUUCACUAUUCAACAGAGAAGUCUAAAACUCCAGCUUUGUAAUUCGGCACACUGUGUUCCCAUGAUGUCAUACCUGUGGAUUCUCCUGCUGGGCAGUUUGGUGAUUGGAGCCAAGACACAGGAAGACCCUGCUACAGAGCCAGAAGCGAAGGAACCAGAGGCAGAAGCAGCAGAGCCCGAGGCCCCUGCAGAAGAAGUAGCUUCCGAGGAGGCCCUGGUACCUGAGGAGGCUCCGGCAGAAGAAGAAGCUCCGGCAGAAGAAGAGGAGGAGGCUGCAGAGGAGGAGGAAGUUCCAGCCACAGAGGAAAAGGCUCCGACAGUUGACGAUACUCUGUCAGAAGAAGACGCUCUUGCAGAAGAGGCUCCAGCCACAGAGGAAGAGGAGGCUCCGGCCACAGAGGAAGAGGACGCAGAAGUAGUAGACGAACCAGCAGUAAAAUCAGAGGCAGCCCCUGAAGCUGAGGCUGAACCAGAUGAACUAGAUCUGUCUGAAGCUUUUGAACCAGAGGCGGAGCCUGAAACACCAGCAGAGAGCGAGCCCACGGAGGAGAAGACAGGGGGAGAUUUGGAUCUGGAGGACGCUGUAGCUGAGAAUGAGGAAGACACACCCGCGGGAGGGAAGAGGCGCAGCGGGGGCUCAGUUGCCCAUGCAGCAGAAGCAGAAGGCACAGCUGAAACUCAAGGGUCUAGCUCUGGCUCGGUGGUGGGCAUUCUGUGUGCUAUCGGCGUGGCGAUCGUUGGAGCUGCCACCGGAUACUUCACCUAUCACAAGAAGAAGCUCUGUUUCAAGAACAGUGGAGGGGAUGUAGAGAGUGCCCGUAAGGAGGAGGCUGAGACCCAGUCGAAUCCCCAGGUUCUCAGCAACUUGCUGACUAAAUCCUCCUAGAUCGUCUGAGAUUCCAAUGGAGAAGAACCAGAACCAGCAGUUUACCAUAACACACACGCACACACUCAUACACAGAUCCAUCCCAAUCUUUAGGCCUUAAACUGAUUAUAGUUGUAAAACUGUGAGAUGGUUUGGAGGUGAUUAACUUUCAGCACCACGUUAGAGUGAGACCAAUCAGUAGUAUCUCAGUGUCUUCUAAAGAUCACAUUUGUAAUCCGUUAAAAAAGGGGUGAUAUUUUCCAUCCACUUAACAGCACCGAGACAAUGUAGGCCUAUUUCUCUGUAUACAAGUACUGGGAAGUUCACCUGGGUUCCUCUGUCAUUUUAGCUAACAUUCCACUCCUUGCCACUCCUGUUAUUUGCCAAAGAGACUGGCUUAUCGACGUUCCUAAAGUUCAAAAUGCAAACCCGGAUUUACAAUUACAUUGUGAUUGGAGGAUAACUGUGACGGUUAUCGAAUCAGGAUCAAAUCCUCUGAUCUUCUCAAGCUCAUAAUGAUAGAAUGUUCAUAUUUGAAGAUUGGCGAAAGACAAUGAAUACAAGGAGUGGCAUGUAAUUGGCUGAACAGCAACCAGGCUACAGUUCCCAGAUUAUUUAGGAUAAAAUGGACCCUCCUUUAUUUGAAAUGUUACCGUUGUUUGGUUCUUUACAAUGAUUGAGGGUUUGAUUUAAUCCGUAUUGCUGAAGAUCCAUGAUAUAAUGCUGAUCUUCAGUGCUACAGAUUGAAUCAAGCCCUUACUGUGUGUGCUGUAGCCAACUCUUCUAGCCUGGUUUCAUACUGUAGCCAACUCUUCUAGCCUGGUUUCAUACUGUAGCCAACUCUUCUAGCCUGGUUUCAUACUGUAGCCAACUCUUCUAGCCUGGUUUCAUACUGUAGCCAACUCUUACAUUUUAGUCAGUUAGCAGAUGCUCUUACCUAGGGUAACUUACAGGAGCAAUUAGGGUUAUGUGCCUUGCUCAAAGACACAUUGAGAGACUUUUCACCUAGUCAGCUCACCACAAGUCAGGAAUUUGAACCAGAGACCAAUCAGUUACUGGCCCAAUGCUUCUAACCGCUAGGCUACCUGCCACCUCUGGCUACCAUUCUUCUAGUCUGGUUUCAUACUGUAUGUGCUGUAGUCCACUCUUCUAGCCUUCUCCCAUAAUUAAUGUAGCCAACUUCUCUAUCAUUGUCAAGCCAUACAUGUUUUGUGUGACAAUGAAGGAACUCAGAGAGGAGUUGGCCAAAGCACCAAAAGACUGGAACACCAGGCUAGUGGUGUUGUUCUGUGAAAGCGGGUUAGAGGAAGCUAUGUGAGAGCUGGUACAAGGACCGAAGAUAUCACCCCUGUUGUGUGUUUGCUGGGUAUUUGAGGGGCUUGGGGACCUUGUCUAAAAUACAACAACGUAUGAGAACAUUUAGCUCUAUUGAAAUGUUCAAAUAGUAUGUGUUACAAUAUAAUACUGUACUGCUCUGUAAGCGCCUUACAUUAGAUGUUUCACCUGGGAAGCCUUUUUAUGAUUCUAUCUCACUACUAAGGCCAGUCUGAAAUGGCUCCCUACUCCCGCUAUAGUGGAAUACUUUUGAAGCCCUGCUAUAAAGGGAUAGGAGGCCAUUUCAGACACAGCUCUAGACUCAGGCACGGGUCUCCAACUGCCCACCCAGCAGCCUUCCAGGACCAGAGUUGGAGAACCCAGUGCCUGCUUAACGCCACAGGGUUCACCCAAACAGUACUGUGCUGGCCAGCAUAUUUUCUUUUCACAUUAUUCUUUCCAACAUGGGUCCAGCAACUAUGGGAGAUGUGUAACUGGGCAAGCCAAGUACAGCUUGGUUUGGCGUAGUAGUGUGAAAAGGGUAUACGACUGUAUGCAGUAUAACCCUGGGCAGGAGUCAGCCUGGGAGGAGCUCACCACUGAACACACAGUAAGAAUGUUCCAGUUCACAGUGAAAGACUGUGAGACUCUUGGAGAAGCAAUUUCUGACUAGCCUGGUCUCAUGAUCUGUGUGUGCUUUAGCCAACUAACUCCUCUGAAUAUCAUUGUCUUGACAAUACUUCUUUUGGAGAAUAACUUUCCUCUCCAAAAGAGUUUUAUGGUAAGUGUAAUGAUGAUAUGGUGGUACACAGAGUACUCCACUCUUAUAUUUAAUGAAUCUGUCUUUGUUAUCGUGUGUUUGAGAAUUGUGUGAUUUUAAUCCGUUAGCACAUAUUUCUUUUUGAAUUGUGUAAAUAAUGCUGGAGAUAGAAAUAAAGAAGCUGUUCAGGGGGAA